This is a messenger RNA of Cladocopium goreaui, 210 nucleotides long. The record is from the annotation of a GenBank genome assembly. NCBI's taxonomy places the organism in Eukaryota, Dinophyceae, Suessiales, Symbiodiniaceae.
AUGAUCAUGGCCAAGAUUGAGAAGCAGGUGGUGACCAACCCAGAUCUGUCGAAGAGGGUGAUGUCUUUGCUCAGCAAGCCCUUUGACCAGGCGCUGAGGGACUGUGCAGCCUUGAAGGAGUACAUCAAUUUUCGAAGUCCAGAGGCCUUGGGGCACCGCAUGUUGAGGCUCAAGCACUGGAAGAAGAGUUUCGAGAGCACUGGCAUCUAG